Cuscuta europaea is the source of this 522-nucleotide messenger RNA. The record is from the annotation of a GenBank genome assembly. NCBI's taxonomy places the organism in Eukaryota, Viridiplantae, Streptophyta, Magnoliopsida, Solanales, Convolvulaceae.
GUUUAUGUGCUUUUCAUGCAACAUGACUCUCCCUCAAGGUACAAAGUGACUGUGUGUGUUAUGGAUGAAAGUGGCCAUGGCUCUUUCACGCUUUGGGAUAGGGAAUGCUUGGACAUUAUUGGAAAAACAGCAGCAACCUUAAGAAAAGAAGUGGAGAAGAGAACUGGAGACCCUACUCAUUUUCUUGAAGACAUAGAAGCCGUAAUUGACAAACGAGGAUUGUUCAAAGUCCAGCUUAAGAAGAGGGAGGAGAGUUCUUCAUAUAGAGGACCGAUAUCCUAUGGAGUUAUUUCAAUGAUUAGGGAUGCUGAUAUUAUAAAAAUUUAUGAGGACCCGAAGCAGAAUGGAAAAGGGCUUGAUGACCUCUCUGAUACGAACAAGAUUGGAUCAACAGGAAACAACUUUGAGGGAAGUUCAGCGCGCACAAAAAAUGUUGAUGUUGUGGAUUUAGAUAAGGUUCCCGUAUGCUGCUACAAGUGAGUUUAGAUCAACUCAAGGGAGGCAUCUUUCUGACAAACUAAG